Molecule: messenger RNA, 2953 nt
Organism: Magallana angulata
Lineage: Eukaryota; Metazoa; Mollusca; Bivalvia; Ostreida; Ostreidae
Exons: 4
Coding region: 148-747 (199 amino acids)
Source: RefSeq, a predicted model, not a curated record
UUGAAAUAGUUUGUCAACAAUAGAAUCAUGUUUCUGUGAUUAAACCGAGUCAAAUCGAUCGACUGGUAUUUCCUGGCCUCCAAUGAUGCACUGCUAACAGGAUAUUCUUCGGAAACAAAAUUUAAAAAUAUCUCCACAGAUAUCAACAUGCACACUAUGGAAUGUUCACCUGAAGUUUCAGAAGCCAUGCGCAAGAGACGAAUCAACUCCCUGCCUCACUACUUCCGGCACUCGCUGGUGGGGGCGGGACUGGCCGUGGUUGGGGUAGGGGUGGGGAUCGCUAACUUCGUGGUGGGGGUAGAUAACGGACCGUUCCACCUGACGGGCGGUUCCUUCUUUCCGGGAAUUCUUAUUGGUAUAUGCGCCAUACUUGGGUAUCAACUGUAUCAAACCGGAAAUGCUCAUCAAGGAAGCGGAGAGAUCGUCUUCAAGGCAAAAUGUUUGUUUAUUGCUCACUAUGUGAUGAGCCUCCUGACGGCCAUCUUGUCUGUGGCGUUCAUUGCUCUACCUAUCGUGGGGAUCGUCUGGUGUUCCGGGGAAGUCUCGCACUAUUACGUCAGAAUCAAUAGGGUCAAUUACAAGAAAAACGUCACGUGUCCUGACAACAAGACGGCGGCCUUAGUUACUGGCGGUUUGGCGGCUGUGGACAGCUUCCUCAUCUGUGCGUGGUGCAUCUUGGGAACUGUUUUCUUUUGCUGUUUUGUUCGAUCGUAUGGAUUUCAAAAUAGAAGAAUAAGAUAUUUGUGAUGUAACAUUUAUUAUACAUGACAUCAGACAAUGGACUGUUCAAUUCAACAUUGUCUAUAGUGUACCGUGCUUUGAAUGAAGUGCGUCGUUCUUGAGACCAUAACAUAAUUCUCUCUACCUACAUCAUGUACAUGCAGCUAUUGUACUUGUAUUCAUGUACAUAAGGGUGAGAACGUGCCAUGGCAAUCUGUUGUAGUAGCGCGAGAGAGAAGUUUGUAUCUAUAGCUGUUAAAACGAAUAGUAUACAAGGUACAGUUUGGAUUAUAUGAAAAUUUGUCCAAAAAUGUGUAAAUCAUACACGUAGAUAAAUACAUGUACGCAUAGAAUACACAUUAUACAUGUAUGUACGUCUUUUAUAUUAAUAUAUACGAUAUAAUGUGUAAUAUAAUCUUUCCUUCUUUUUACAACUUAAGUUGGUAAGUAUUUUAAGGAGGCUGGAUGGUCAACAAAUUAACCAUCGGAUCCACCGGAAAUGUUCAGAAACGAUUUGUUAAGCUAUAAAUCAACAUAAUUUUAUAGUAGAAACAAAAUUCAUAUUUUUUAUCUAUCAGGGUUGGGUACAAAAGUACUAGUAUCAUAAGAUUUGUCAAAAGUCAGAUCUUAAUUUUAAGAUUGUCAUAAGAUCUGACUUAUAAAAAUCAUAAUAUCUAUCACUUGCAUUUUACGAAACAACCUUAAGUGUAAUAAAUAUUUUAAAGAUAUGUUUUUAUUUCUAUCUCUAAACACCCGUUCCCUUCUUAAUUGUCUUUUGUUUUGAAUCCAAACUUGCAAAGACAGCCACCAUGUUAAAUUUUGACUUUUGACAUGUACAUGUAUGUGGUUGUCUUUAGAUUAAGACGGAUCUUACAAUAAUAAGAUAUGACAGUUUUGUGAAACAGCAAUGAUGAAAACUUUUGACAAAGUUUGGUCUUAAGACAGAUCUUAGUCGUCAUAAAAUUGUUUUGUGAAACGGGUUCCAGAUUUUGGUAUUUUUCGAUAAUUUUUUUUAUUAUCUAGAACUCUUCUUUUAAAGGAGAUCAAUGCAGUCUUAAUAUGGCCACUACCAGCGAGUCCUCUUAAAAACUAUGCAUGUGCUUUGUCAUUGUAUAGAGAGAGGAAAGAGAAGUGGUAGAAAGAAAUAACUUAAAGACAAGCUAUAGAGAAUCUGAAAUAGACUUAUUUUAGUUCACACUUUGGAAGUAUCAAAAAACUUGGCAAAAUCGAUUUUUAAAGUGAAGAGCACGAUUUGAUUUUUGUAGAAGAAAUUGAUAAUUUUUAAUUCUGAAAGCUGGGUUAUUUUUGACAAUUCAGUAGGCUAUAGUUAUAUUUAUUUCCGGGCCUCUCUUUUUAAUGUUUGUAUUCUAUAUAGCGACAUAAAAACCAUAAAAACAGCACCUGGAAACUUAUGUUGCAGUUAAAUUCUUGUGCCUGUUGUAAACAUGUAAAACUAGAGGUUUUUUUUAACUUCUUAAUUGUGCCUAAUGCAGUUCUAUCGGAUCGAAAGUUUUCAAUUUACGAAAAUACGUUGUAUAGGCAAACUUUUAUUCUCUAAAUUGUCGUUUCUUUCAUUUAUAAAGUAAAAUAUAGUAAAAUAAUAUAUAGAAUCUAUUAAUAUGUAGUUUGAACAGUUAAUCAAAGUAAUUAUUUGUAAAAUGAGCCAAAAACACGUCAAAGAUUCCAAAACAUCCCUAGCUAGCUGAAUGUUAAGAUGUCCAUUUUUGUAUGCAUAAGAUCAGGUUAAAUUAAAAAAAUGUUCGCGUCUAUUUACCAUAUGACAUACAGUAAUUAAAACAUACAUUUUCAUUCUUUAUUUGCGCAGGACAUACAUCUUUUAUGGCAUAGGUUAAAUUGUUAUAUAUUACCAAACAUGUCAGUCUCAUAUACAUGUAGAUAUGUGUACGAAACACUAUACAUGCUGUAGGAAAGCUACUAUAAUACCAUGUAAUUAUAGCAAUUAAAAUUAUAUAUUCAUAGUAUUUAAAGUAUAGAGAAAAUCAAAUAUAUAAUUUAAAAAUUAAAUGGGGUAAAGGGGGUCUAAAACAUGAAUUACAAAAAAACCCAGUGUUUUUAAGCUAGCUAAACUUUUAAGUGUUAACAAUACAAAGGAACUCAAUAAUUUAGGAAAAUAUUUAUCUAACGCUUCCAAAAUGAGAGCGCAGCGUUGUACAGUUGUAAUAAUACUACAGUUUAAGCUACUUAUACAUUUAUGUUCAUUCAUAUCUUAAGA